CUUAUUGUCACAUAUUAUUUAUUCAAAUGCUGAGAGAUGGAGGUCGGACGUGAAUUCAUUGCCGGUUGGUGCGCAGGAUGCGCUGGAGUGAUUGUCACACAACCGUUGGAUACUGUGAAGGUGAGAAUGCAAGUUCUCUCUUCAGGAAGAAAACCAGCUGUCACCACAUCGUUAUCCUGUUUUUACAAUAUCAUCAAACAUGAAACGGUAUUCGGUUUGUUCAAAGGCAUGGCACCUCCUCUUGCUGCUGUGGCCCUGCAGAACGCCAUUUUAUUUGGAGUAUAUGGUAAUGUACUGAAAAUGUUCUCAUCCGAGAAGGGGGACAAGCCAGCGCUGUCUCACGUCUGUGUGGCCGCGGCUGCCUCGGGAGCCGCUCAGCUCUGGGUGGUGAGUCCUAUGGAACUUAUCAAGAUCAAACUACAGAUGCAAACCGAAGUUUCGUUAGGAAAGCAUGGGAAAUCUUCGCACUAUCGCGGAGCUCUAGAUUGCAUCCGCAAGAUUUACAAGACGGCCGGUAGCAGGGGAUUUUUCCAAGGAGCUACACCUCUUGUUUUCCGGGAUAUCCCGGGCUUUGCCGUUUACUUUGCAUCAUACGAGAUCCUUCUGGAUGCGCUCUCACAAAAAAAGUCACGCACUGACAUGCAACCGCUGGUUACAGUGUUCGCUGGAGGCCUUGCUGGAAUGAUAAGCUGGUUCUCCACUUUUCCGUUUGACGGCAUUAAGUCUCGUAUGCAGGCAGAUGGGAAUAAAGGACUUUUUAUCUACAAAGGAACUGCGGAUUGUUUUCUUCAAACGUACAGGGCAGGAGGCUUGAAAAGUUUUUACGCGGGCCUAGGACCAUGCUUACUACGAGCGUUUCCACACAACGCAGUUCUUUUCCUUGUGUACAACUUGGUCUCGAACUGGUUAGGAGAAUCGCAUCUCAAUAAUGGCCACAAUUUAAAUGUGGAUUAAUUAGAGCCAAAAGAGAACAGUUAGUUGGUUAAGCGUUUUACCUUCAUUUACCAACAUUUAUGUACGAAGUGUAAUAGAAACGGAGAAAGUAGAUUGAUUCCUCUUUUAAAUUAAAUGAACUAGAAAUUUAACAAAUUAUUAAACUUGCGGAAUUUAUUUGCAAUAACUUUUUCCCAAGAGUUUCCUCAUUCAAUGAUGUCUAUUGAACUUAUACUGAAUUCAAUAUGCGGCACAUUUCGAUACGUUAUUCAGCGAUGAAGAAAACUUUUAAAAAAUUCGUGUUAAACCAUACUUGUUUGGGAAACUUCACGUUGCCAUGUUUUCAACCAAUUAGAUGCAAAACUUAAACCAGACGACACUCUACACAUUUUCCUUUGUUUUGAGAAAACAAAAAAGUCUUAAUAUGAAUUAGUUUCUCAGCUGUGUCAUACAAAAUCAGUGUUACAGCUAAGCUACCCAAGUACGAGAGUACGUAGCCUGUUGCUGGCGUUCAGGUAAUAACGGGAAGCUCAUACU
Molecule: messenger RNA, 1470 nt
Organism: Pocillopora damicornis (cauliflower coral)
Lineage: Eukaryota; Metazoa; Cnidaria; Anthozoa; Scleractinia; Pocilloporidae
Product: mitochondrial basic amino acids transporter
Biological process (GO): transmembrane transport
Cellular component (GO): mitochondrion
Molecular function (GO): transmembrane transporter activity
Source: RefSeq, a predicted model, not a curated record